GCGAGCUGGCACCCGCGGCGCGGCGGGAUGGACCUGGAAGCCUCGCUGCUGCCCACCGGCCCCAAUGCCAGCAACACCUCGGAGAGCCCGGAUAACCUCACCGCGGCCGGGCUGCCUCCUCGCACAGGGAGCAUCUCCUACAUCAACAUCAUCAUGCCUUCAGUGUUUGGUACCAUCUGCCUCCUGGGCAUUGUCGGGAACUCCACAGUCAUCUUCGCGGUGGUGAAGAAGUCCAAGCUGCACUGGUUCAGCAAUGUCCCCGACAUCUUCAUCAUCAACCUCUCGGUGGUGGACCUCCUCUUCCUCCUGGGCAUGCCCUUCAUGAUCCACCAGCUCAUGGGCAAUGGGGUCUGGCACUUUGGCGAGACCAUGUGCACCCUCAUCACGGCCAUGGACGCCAACAGUCAGUUCACCAGCACCUAUAUCCUGACCGCCAUGGCCAUUGACCGCUACCUGGCCACCGUCCACCCCAUCUCCUCCACCAAGUUCCGGAAGCCCUCUGUGGCCACCCUGGUGAUCUGCCUCCUGUGGGCCCUGUCCUUCAUCAGUAUCACCCCCGUGUGGCUCUAUGCCAGGCUGAUCCCCUUCCCAGGGGGCACCGUGGGCUGCGGCAUCCGCCUGCCCAACCCAGACACUGACCUCUACUGGUUCACCCUGUACCAGUUUUUCCUGGCCUUUGCCCUGCCCUUCGUGGUCAUCACGGCCGCCUACGUGAGGAUCCUGCAGCGCAUGACAUCCUCCGUGGCCCCCGCCUCUCAACGCAGCAUCCGGCUGCGGACAAAGAGGGUGACCCGCACGGCCAUCGCCAUCUGCCUGGUCUUCUUCGUGUGCUGGGCGCCCUACUACGUGCUUCAGCUGACCCAGCUAUCCCUCAGCCGCCCGACGCUCACUUUUGUCUACCUGUACAACGCAGCCAUCAGCUUAGGCUAUGCCAACAGCUGCCUCAAUCCCUUUGUGUACAUCGUGCUCUGUGAGACGUUCCGGAAACGCCUGGUCCUGUCGGUGAAGCCUGCGGCCCAGGGGCAGCUCCGCGCUGUCAGCAACGCCCAGACAGCUGAUGAGGAGAGGACAGAAAGCAAGGGCGCCUGACGCUUCCCCCUGCCACCCUGGGCACCUUCACGUCAGGACUCCACAGCAGACUGUGGGGAGAGACGCUGAGAGCAACCCAA
Dama dama (fallow deer) is the source of this 1169-nucleotide messenger RNA. It is a transcript of the gene MCHR1, whose product is annotated as melanin concentrating hormone receptor 1. The transcript is spliced from 2 exons. Gene Ontology annotation, biological process: neuropeptide signaling pathway. The record is from RefSeq and is a predicted model, not a curated record. NCBI's taxonomy places the organism in Eukaryota, Metazoa, Chordata, Mammalia, Artiodactyla, Cervidae. Gene Ontology annotation, molecular function: melanin-concentrating hormone receptor activity; neuropeptide binding. The coding region runs from base 28 to 1089 and encodes 353 amino acids. Gene Ontology annotation, cellular component: neuron projection; membrane.